AUAGAUGACGGCUCUUUAGGGAAUUUCUUAAAUCACGAUCUAAAGAUGUCAUCUUUUUCGCGCUGUUCACAGUUCACGCUCCGUCCAGAUAUUUUCUACGUCCAUGCAUGGCGUGUGUCAUGUCCUGUCAGAGCUGCGAAUAGUAUAUGUUAUAUUAAGAAUUCUUUCGUUAUUUAUCUAAUUAUACGCAUAUAUGCUCAUUGUAUAAUAAAGUAUAUACAUAUAUUGUUUAAAUAAAAAGAAUUUCGUAACAUUCACGGGAGCAUCGCAAAAUGUUGACUCCACGCUUCAAAAUCACUCAAACUGAUGCAGAAGUCACGAUAACAAUGCACGCUCCGUAUGCCAAUAUAAAAGAUACAGAAGUAUACGUCGAUGGAACAGAUUUCAGAUUUUUUUCCACUCCCUAUUACUUGAGAUUACAAUUACCAGGUGAAAUAGAGGAAAAUAAUUCGUCUUCUGGUUCUUACGAUUGCGAAAAGGGUGAUUUUACUUUACAUUUCUCAAAAGUGAAUAAGGGAGAACACUUUGAAAACUUGGAUAUGAUAACUGUUCUUUUGGCACCACCAAAAAAGAAAAGUACUGUCAUUCCUAAUAUUGAAGUAAUUGGUAAUCCAUCUACAAAUUCAGCGAAUAUUGACGACAGUUUAAAUGACAAUGAUACCACAAAUAAUGAUGAUCCUGAUGAUAACUGGUUCAUACCUCAGAAUAAUCCAUCAGAAAAUGUAACUGUUCUUAUAGGCUCUCCAAAGUAUGGUUUUGCGAAUAAAAUAUCAGGAGCUUUAACUGCUUUUGAGGCAGCAUGGAUUAAGGAAAUAAUAGAUCUUCCCACCCCUGAUACAACUCCUGAAGCAGAAAGAAAAAGUUUGCAAGAAAAAUGUGAAUUGGAAGAUUUCAAUGAAGAACAUUAUAUGGCAGAUCUUAUGGAGCCAGAAUGUACCGAAUCAUAUAUAGCGUAUACAGCAGAAUGGGAUAUGCUGCAGAAAGACAAAGUUACAUUUAGCGAAGCUGAGAUUGAUCUAUUAAAAGAUCUUCCAAAUAAGGAAUAUUUAUUAGAUGCUGAAGAUAUAAAAAAGUUAUGUUUAAAUCUUAUUGAUAUUUUAUAUGCCAGUUGUUACAACCAUCGAACUACAUUAGGAGAAAAUACUGUAGAAAGCAGUUGGACCAUUAAUAAGCUAAGCUCUACAUUAUGUUGGUUCCAAAAUUUUACUUCUGUGGAUGAAGUUAUUACUGCAUGCUUCCGAAGAUCACUUUGUUAUCCACUUUACAGAAAUUGGGAGCUUUCUAUGAAAGUUUUCGAAGAUGUUAAAAAAGCUCUCACAUUAGGAAAGAAAUAUAUUAUCAAAGUCUUCUGUGAAAUACAUAGUCUUUUUAACAACUCGUAUGAACCAAGAUACAUAUUAAACCAAUUAUACAUAAAGGACUUUUUAAUUUGGCUGCAAGCAUCUCCUGAAUCAUUAAUAGAACCACUUCACUCUAUGUUAAAUAAUAUUCAUCCAAGCAAAGCAAGCAUGGGAUUGGAUUUAGUAGAACUGGAAGUGGCAGCUUAUUCUGUUCAAGAAGAGGGACUUGUUAUAGAAAAUGCUGUUCAUGAGAUGGUUGGACAAAUCGAUGAAUUGUGUUUAAAUGAUUCUGAGAAAGAAAAGCCAAAGAAUAUAUAUCAUGUUAACAAACAAUUUUUUAAGCAUUUGUAAGUAUUUUUAUAUAUAUUUGGUUUGAUUGUUAACAGCUGUCUUUAAUAUAUGUGUGUGUUUAACAUUGCUAACAUUUAUUCUUUGUGUAUUAUUUCUAAUAUUUAUCUAAUAUUCACAUUUAACUUAUAUUAUCUUCAUGAUGUGUAGAUGAUAUCUAAUUUUUUUGAUUACAUGUUACAUAAUAACUAAUACUCGA
This is a messenger RNA of Formica exsecta, 1887 nucleotides long. RefSeq names its product protein SHQ1 homolog. The record is from RefSeq and is a predicted model, not a curated record. The transcript has 8 exons. Gene Ontology annotation, biological process: box H/ACA snoRNP assembly. Lineage: Eukaryota; Metazoa; Arthropoda; Insecta; Hymenoptera; Formicidae. Bases 273 to 1691 code for a protein of 472 amino acids. Gene Ontology annotation, cellular component: cytoplasm; nucleoplasm.